Messenger RNA from Xenia sp. Carnegie-2017, 1360 nucleotides. RefSeq lists its product as uncharacterized. The coding region runs from base 259 to 909 and encodes 216 amino acids. NCBI's taxonomy places the organism in Eukaryota, Metazoa, Cnidaria, Anthozoa, Malacalcyonacea, Xeniidae. The record is from RefSeq and is a predicted model, not a curated record. The transcript is spliced from 2 exons.
CCAGAUUUGUGAAAUACAAACUGGACGCAACCCCCCGUCUGUACCUCACCUUCACUACUCACCUUCCAUACACCCAACUGACAACUGACAACUGGUAUAAAACUUGUUUGUGCAUUUUCCCGCCCUUUCUAUGUUUGGGUGUCAAGUCUAUUCCAAUAUCCAGUUCAUGAUUUUCGUUUCUUUUGUGGUGUCCGUGGCAUUUUAGGCACAUUGCCUGAAUGAUUUAGGUGUGACAACUAUCUUUAUUUGUGAUUUGAGAUGAGAGAAAUUGUUUUUUUGCGGCAAUACAAACCUAAAGACCUGCUUGGUUUUGAUGCCGUUGAACAUCCAUCAUGGCGGUACGACGACAACGGACAAAGCUAUAACAGCAGGUCAAAUAUUACUGUUAGAGAAAUGAUUAUGGAAAUAUUACACUGCCACGAGACGUGGAAGAGGAUGAUGUCGAAUUGUAGCUCAAAUGUGACUGAAAAAGUAAAGGAUUCUUUCGUCACAGAAUAUGUUUAUCAUGUGAACAAGGAAGAAGGCCAUGGCUGCCAAACUCGUGAGGAAACAGAAACGGCACUGAAGAAUCCCGACUACUUUGCCAGGUCGCACUUAAUUAAGAUGCAGGAGACUAUUAAUGUGCGUAAUGCAUACCAGCAUCUGAUAAGGAAAGUAACUGAGGAAGAAAAUUCAGAGGAUUAUGGACUUUUGGAGGUGAGUUUAUUACAAGAAACACAUAAGAUAAUUUUGCAGGAUCUGCCAUUACCAGCAAAGAACUCUACCAGACCUGGACAAUUCAGUCAAAAUAGGCGAUAUGCGACGUUUAAAGGUGAAACACAUGAAUAUCCUUGCCCCGAGAAUAUGGAAAAAACAGUACAGACUCUCAUUGACAGUUUACAAUUUAUGGACAGACUCAAGCAAGGAUGAUUACAGAAAAGCAUUGAUAGAGGAUAGGAAAACGAAGCAUCAACAUCCAUGUAGAGUAGUGACAAUGAUCAUUGAGUGUUCCUGGAGAGGAUGGACAAAGUUCAUAAAGGGAUAUUAAUAGUAAACGAACAAUGAUAAAGAAUUGAGCAAUUUAUCAUUGAAAUUUUGCAGGUCAUCAGACAUUUCAAAUAAAUGACAAUUAUGUAUAACUAUUGUACUUUGAUACAUUUUGUACAUUAUUUUUUUUUUUUUGUUAUUAUAACCCUUAACAUCAAUAUUUAAAAUCUAACAUCUUAUUCACCUGUAUAUUUGUAAUUAUGCAUAAGUAAUCUGUACUUAUGAUUUCAUCACACGACAUUGUAUAUAUAUUAUCUUGUAUUAAUGUAAAUUUCUUAUUUGCUUUGCACUGAGGAUGGUAUAAAGUAGGCUGCAACAUGUUUACUCUCAAAAA